AUGUACAAGGAUGGUUUCGAAGACAGUCCAGGGUCCGACAACACAGAGGACAAACAACUUCGGGAUGCCCUUGACAAUGGCCACAUGAGGCACCUACAGAAGGUCCCGACCCCUCUGGUGGCGGACGAACUGUUUCAGCAGAGGCCGAUGUACCCCUUGAUCAUCUACAACCGGGUGCCCAAGACCGGCAGUACGUCCCUCACCAGCCUACCCUACACCCUGUGUGAGACGCUCAGGUACCACGUCCUUCACAUCUGCACGGUGGAGCACACGCAGGUGUUGUCCGUCCAGGACCAGAUCGGCAUCGUAAGAAAUAUCUCCAGUUGGUCAGUCAAGCAACCUGGUUUCUUCCAUGGUCAUUUUGCAUACCUAGAUUUUCCAAGAUUUGGCUCACAUAUAAAUCCCAUUUAUAUCAACAUGGUACGGUCACCGCUAGACAGGUUUAUCUCCUACUACUACUUUCUGAGACACGGGGAUAAUUUCAGACCAAGUUUAUCAAGGCAUAGAGCAAGGAGUAAUGAGCAGAAAGCUGAGGAUGAGGGACUCUAUACGGACCUGCCUCAUAUUGCUGUAUAUUGUGUAGCACUAAGUGAGAUUGGGAUCGGCGGUGCCUUGUAUCAGAACAAAUAA
Molecule: messenger RNA, 630 nt
Organism: Lytechinus pictus (painted urchin)
Lineage: Eukaryota; Metazoa; Echinodermata; Echinoidea; Temnopleuroida; Toxopneustidae
Product: heparan sulfate 2-O-sulfotransferase 1-like
Exons: 5
Coding region: 1-630 (209 amino acids)
Cellular component (GO): membrane
Molecular function (GO): heparan sulfate 2-sulfotransferase activity
Source: RefSeq, a predicted model, not a curated record